CCCACAUGGCUGGGCGAACAAGACCGGAGGGGACACCCUUGCAUGAUUCGCUCCCUUGGAUGGGAGCUCCGUGGUCUACCAGUGUCGAUGCGGAGAAGCUGAGAAAGAACCGGCAUUGAGGCAUGGUGAUUCGACGAGACGAAGGCCACGGAGGACACUCGUCCGUUGGAGGUGACGGCGGCGAUCGGCAGUCCGUGGGAAGUUGCGUCUCGCCGCCGCUUUGGGCGACCGGCGCGUCAGGUGACCGCGGUUGAGGCCGUCAUUUGAAGAAGUAUAUAUACCUCCAUGGGCUGCUCCUGAUGCUGCCCCUGUCUCGGUCGACGUUUCCACUGGAUAUCUGGAUCUUCAAUUCAACCCUGUCUUCUUCAUAGAUCUCUCUAUCUAUCUGUUCAACUAGACCUAUCAAUUGCGCCUUAUCCCAUCGAUACCCUCAACAUGUCGCCUCUCAUCGAAGCCUCGCGCCCCUUGCUGCGUGCUAGCAACGCCUCCGCCACUCGUUCAUUCUCCAUUGCUAUUCCUGCCCGUAAGGCCGGCGAAUUCCUAUGGUCUCCCAAGCCUAAUGGUUUCCUUGCCGAUGUUGAACCGACCCCCCAGCGCGAAACGGCGCGCCAAAACCGGUCAAUGCGCACGCAGGAGGCCGACCAGCUGAAAGUCCUGAAACAAAAGAUGGCGGAGCAGCGUGGGCAUCUGGAGGAGAUGGAUCGCCACAUGUGAGUGUCCUCUACCAACCCUCCACCGGAUAUAUGGUAUUUUAUAUUCUCCUAUAUAUUAUUUCUUUAUAUCUUCUGGGGUUGGCAAGAGGCGCUGACCACACCCACAGCCAAGACUUGGCCAGAGGACAAGCCACCCCGAGAUAUUAGACCGCAUCAAUUGUUCUGCGGAGUUGGAAUGAUUGACUGAUUUCGGAGUCG
Aspergillus steynii IBT 23096 is the source of this 911-nucleotide messenger RNA. RefSeq lists its product as uncharacterized. The coding region runs from base 436 to 714 and encodes 92 amino acids. Gene Ontology annotation, molecular function: ATPase inhibitor activity. Gene Ontology annotation, biological process: negative regulation of ATP-dependent activity. NCBI's taxonomy places the organism in Eukaryota, Fungi, Ascomycota, Eurotiomycetes, Eurotiales, Aspergillaceae. The transcript has 2 exons. The record is from RefSeq and is a predicted model, not a curated record. Gene Ontology annotation, cellular component: mitochondrion.